AUGCCAAGAGCCAGUCGAGGUGCAAACGGCAAAGCAGCUGAAGCGCUGCGGAGGCUUGCUGAAGCUCGUGAAAGCGGUAGGCGACCAAGUGAGGACUAUGAGCUCGAAGAACCUGAGCGGGUAUACGAGGCGGUGGACGAGGACACGUAUCGAUCGCGUCGGGCGGAAGAACGCCACCAGGUACGAAGCUUCAUUGUCAAGGACCGGGCAACGUUCUCGGGCAGCUCCGAGGACGAAGACUGCUUGACGUAUUCAGAGGAGGAGAGUGAAGGGCGAACAAGCGCUCGAUCACGUGUGCGCGCGGGACGACAGCGAAGCAGGGAGCGAGGCUCGAGUGCUACAGUGGCGCGGAACCUGCUCAAACCGACUCAAACUCGUUUCCUGGGGCAGCCUACAGUACCGGGGACGCUCAAAAUUGAGCAAGCCGCUCUGGCUACUUCCGUUGCGUCACAUGGGCGUGUGCAGUCAGCCUCAAGCUCUGGUCGACGCAAAAGCUUGGUUGACGAACUGCUCGCUGAGCAAGAUGAAUGGGCAGCGGGCGAGGAACGCACGUUUGUCGCCUCGAGAGCGCGCGGAAACGAUAGUCGCCCGCUAGAUGCACAGCCAAAUCAGCAUCCGACAUCGGGUGUGAUAUCGGCACCACGACGGCGACGUGGCGCCCAAGAUCUGCUCGUGGAGAGUGGCCCGCAGAUCCCACUCGAAAGCCGUUCAGAUACGGAUCACGAUCACGAGCAUGAUCCGAGAACACCCAGUACCCAAGAAAAAUCUUGGACGACUCUCCAGGCUGCAAAUGCGAGCGAUUCUGAAAAUGACAUGGAGGUGAACGACGUCGACGCCGACCUCCUCCUGGAUCGCGUACUUGAACUCGAGGCCGAAUACGCCCACGAGGCAACUGAAAACGGAGUAACUGCCGUAGAAGGCGAUCUUCCUGGUGAUCGCGUUCCCGCGCUAACCUUUUUCGCGCUCGACAUGCAGGAAAUUUUGGACAAAGUCUUCGUGUUCGGUCGAGCUCUGUUGCCGGAAACAAGCUCUUCAACUGCGGUUUGUGUUCAAGUUUGCGGCAUUGAAAGGGAAAUCUUCUUCUUGCCUCGAAUGUACGUAGACUGCCCCGACGACGAGCAGGCAACACCACGUCCCUACCCGAUCCUUGCGUCCGAGCAGGAGCCAAGAUUGGCCCCCAUCUCAGAAGGCAUUGCUUUCUCCUGUGUCUACGAGGAAGUCAAGUCAGUUUUGCUGGCUCGCGGCAUCACCGAAUUCACCGCCCGUCGCGAGGAACGUUGUUUCCUUACGAACCAGAUCGAUCGUCGCCGGGCGGAAGUAACAUCGUGUUUGCGUGUGCGAUACCCGGCAAAGUAUCGAGCUUUGGAAACUGCUCUCGAGGGCCAGACUUUCUCCCAAAUCGUUGGUUCAAGAAAUUCACCGCUAGAGAAUUUCAUACUUGAGCGAUGCGUGCCAGGUCCGUGUUGGGUACAAGUCUCGAACGCAAGCCGCGUCACUGGGAUAUCAUCAUGUCGUUGGAGCCUUAACGUGGACUCGCCAGCUCAGUUCAGAGUGCUCGCGGCGGAGGAGAUUCCAGCGUCGCAACCGCCAGGGCUGCGCGUACUGACGUUUUCCUUGCGCACGAUCGCUGAGGCAUCUCCUACAUCGUUCGAAAUAGCGAUAAUCUGCGCGACUGUAUUCGAUAAUGUGCCCACGAACCGGAACUUGGGCGAAACGCCGCACCCUUCCAUGCAGUUUGGCAUCGUUCGGCCGCCAGCGCAUGAGGCAUUCCCUUUCGGUUUCGAGCGAAUGAUUUCGGGAAGAAGAAUUCUUCGCGAGCGGAACGAGCUCGCCAUGAUCGAGCGCUUUCUCCGCGAAAUCAAUCAGCUAGAUCCAGAUGUCAUCAUUUGCCACCAGCUCCUCACGAGCCAAUUCGAUGUGUUCUUGAAAAGAAUGCGUGAGCUGCGUCUCCGUGACUGGUGGCAGCUCGGCCGGCUUGUUCAGCGACGUCCUUUGCAAGAUUUUCGAAGUCAUAUGCAAGCAUCUGGUCGCGGUUUGAAUCCUGCACUGGCUCGGCAAAUUUUCGCCGGGCGGCUCUUAUGCGACACAGAGGAGGCGGCUCGAGAGUACUUGCACAAGGAGAAGGACUAUGGGCUCCGUGUCCUCUGCCGGGCGCUCCUCGGCUCCUACAAAAGCGCCGCGACGGGUAGCGAUGGUGAAUGGUCAGCCCAAGCCAUGCGUUCAGUUUAUCGCGAGGCGAAGCAUCUCGUGGGGGCCAUCGACUCAUGUCUGGAAGACGCCAAGCUCAGCUUCCUCUUGGCAGACCGACUGGCGGUCAUUCCGCUUACGAAUGAGCUCGCCAGCAUAUGUGGAUACCCUUGGGGUAAGACGAUGCUUGGAAAUCGAGCUGAGCGCAUUGAGUAUCUGCUGCUGCACGAGAUCCACCGUUCUGGCAAGUACGUUGCGCCUGAUCGGAGUUCGGGCCAAAGAGCCAGCAUCCGACCGAAACGCCCAAGCUUCGACCCGACAGCGCAGGCAAGCGCCGACAAAAGGCUGGACGCUGCGAGAACUCCCUCCAGUACACAGAGAGGUGCCUCAACACCGACCACAACUGAGGGCAGCGCACUCGAGCUUGCGUCUUCAGCCAAACGGCGCAAACCUGCCUACCAAGGGGGAUAUGUGCUCGAGCCAAAGCGCGGUCUUUACGGGACUUGCGUUCUGCAACUCGACUUUAGCUCCCUCUACCCGUCCAUCAUUCAGGAAUACAACAUAGACUUUACCACCGUCACAUUGGACUCUGAGGGAAACGCCCUCUUGCCCAAACAUAGCAACGAGCUGGGCAUUCUUCCAACCGUGCUUCGGAGGCUCGUUCAGCGACGAAGACAGGUUCGAGAAGCGGCUCGCAACGAGUCGAGCCCUGUCCGCCAGCAACAGCUGCACACCAGGCAGCUAGCGCUCAAACUGACAGCGAACGCCCUGUAUGGUUGUUUGGGAUACGUCCACUCGCGUUUCCACAUUCGCGAACUUGCGGAACUGAUCACACGAACUGGACGGGAAACGCUUGAGCGUACAGUAGAGCUCGCGGAACAAGUUUUGCUUCGAAAGCUCGACGACCUGGUUGCAGCGUCAAACGUACCGGAUCGUGCUUCUGGGGUCCAGCCUCGCGUUAUCUACGGCGAUACGGACUCGAUCUUCAUCGACAGCGGGAUUCCUUUUUCCUCUGAUUCCGUGCAGCGUAUCAUGGAGCUGGGCCAUGCUAUUCGCCGCGAGGUUAAUAAGCAGUACCAUACUUUGGAAAUUGAAAUCGAAGCGUUGUAUGUGCGUAUGUUAUUACUGAACAAGAAGAAAUAUGCCGCGCUCAAGUACCAGAUCGAUACCGGCUCAUUCAGCAAGGAGGUCAAAGGCAUCGAAGUCGUUCGACACGACUGGUGCGCGCUCGUCGCCGCAGCGGGCAACUUUGCCCUGGAUCAGAUUUUGGACCCAACCUGUGUGGCCACGGAAGCGAAAGACCGCAUUUGCAAGUACUUGUCGGAGCUGGCGACGCGCAUGCGGCAAGGACGCGUCGACCUAGAUCAGUUCGUUAUCACCAAACAGCUGACCCAUGACCCGGAUGCCUACGAUGAUGCAGCGAUCCAGCCGCAUGUGCAGGUCGCCCUGCGUCGGCGAGAACGUGGAUACGUCGUCGCAGCUGGCACCUUUAUCCAGUACGUUGUGUGCCGGGAGCCGUGCGAUACUCGGCUUCGACGAGGAGAGGCAAUCGAUGGUGCUCGCGCACCCAUCGAUACCGUUGCACGUCGGGCGUGCCAUCCGGAUGAGUACCGCGAAGCACAGGGCAUGCUGCAUCUCGAUAUCGACUGGUAUUUAGAGAAUCAGUUGCAUGCGGUGCUGAGGCGUAUAACGGAGUCUGUUCCAGGCCUUGAUGCCGCUGCACUGGCGUGCUGUCUUGGUCUGAACGCCCAACCGUUCCUGCGAGCUCGAAUCAUGGCCGACCAGAUGACACCCGGAAGCACCGCGUCGAGUCAAGACCAACGUCGCAAGCUUCUUGUCGAGGAUCUUUUUGGUGCGUUGUCCGAUCCGCUCGUGGUGCCGUUCACAGCCCAGUGUCCCGCUUGUGAUCAGCGGUUUCCCAUCGAUUUCCGCUUCGAAGGCGAACACAUCAGACCGGCCAUUCAUAUUGAUCGUUGCCCACGACCAGCUUGCGGUGCCGUCAUCCCAGUCACCGUGCUUAAGCAGCAGUUAAUCGUGUUCAUUCGCCACGUGAUCCGUCGGUACUACACGAGUCCCGAACUGUUGAGAGGCCAUGCUUGUCGAGCCGCCGACGACGACUGGCUCGCGCACCAAGACUCGGAUGUUACGUCGUUCCCGUUGUCAAGUGAAUCGCUUCUCCAGGAGGGAAUCUCUGAACGCGAAUAUGGCGAACGCACGCUCUAUGCGCAAUUGGAGCGAUUACAACUUGCCUUGGGCAAAAAUUCCGACGAUCCAGAUGCGGAGAAGCCGUCCGGGGGUUCAGCAUCCACAGCUGCUGUGGCGUUGCAAGCCCUUGUUCAGUCGUAUCUAGAUGCAUGCGCGUACCAGUACGUUGAGCUCAGAGCCUUGUUCUCCUGA
This is a messenger RNA of Cyanidioschyzon merolae strain 10D, 4584 nucleotides long. Its product is annotated as DNA polymerase alpha, catalytic subunit. Bases 1 to 4584 code for a protein of 1527 amino acids. Gene Ontology annotation, molecular function: DNA replication origin binding; DNA-directed DNA polymerase activity; chromatin binding. Lineage: Eukaryota; Rhodophyta; Bangiophyceae; Cyanidiales; Cyanidiaceae. Gene Ontology annotation, biological process: leading strand elongation; DNA replication; lagging strand elongation. The record is from RefSeq and is a predicted model, not a curated record. Gene Ontology annotation, cellular component: alpha DNA polymerase:primase complex. The transcript has a single exon.